Messenger RNA from Amyelois transitella, 1436 nucleotides. RefSeq lists its product as uncharacterized. Bases 119 to 436 code for a protein of 105 amino acids. Lineage: Eukaryota; Metazoa; Arthropoda; Insecta; Lepidoptera; Pyralidae. Gene Ontology annotation, cellular component: BORC complex. The record is from RefSeq and is a predicted model, not a curated record. The transcript has 2 exons.
UUCUGUCAUCUGUCUGUGUUGUUCUAUCAGUUAAUUUGUGUUUAUCAAUGAAAUAAAUGAACUUAAUAGAAUAAGAUAGUUCUGAAGAUAUCAAAUUGAUCCGCUGAUUUGCCCUAAAAUGACGUCUGCUUCCUCGAGCAGUGCUCGUUCUCUCUUCGCAGAGUCUAAACAGAGACUUGCAGAGCGGGUCCAAGUUAAUAUGAAUAACAUCUUCUCAUUAACCCGACAAAUCCAGCGGGGAUCUAAAUCUAAUGAGCUUCUGUCAAAAUCAGCCAGAGAAAUGGCUGCAUCUGAACCUCUGAUGGAGGGUAGUGAGCAGAAUUUAAAGAAAAUGCAGCUGAUAGCUGUACACAUGGGCUACCAGUUUGAGAACAUACAUAAAUCAGCUCAGAUGCUCUCCGAGAUUAGUGAAAAAGUUGCUUCUAUGCAGAGAUGACGUGCAUCAUAGACGAAAAGGCUUGUAUAUUAUUUUAUUUCUUGGGUGCAUUUACCGUUGCCCCUCUGAUGUAAAGAUGACCUCUAAACUAGCUUUUGAAUAACUGUAAAACUUGUCUUUGAAAAUGUAGUAAUAGAAAUAUGAAGAUAGUAAUAGAAAAUAAUGUUCUGGGGGUAUAUUUUCAAUAAUGGCGGCCCAGUUUUCGUAAGCAAGUCAACGUCGCAAAGUAUGCAGAUGAAGUUGCUGCCCAUCCACCAAGAAUUUUAAUAACAGUUUUGGUUUAAAAUUAUUGUUUACUACAAAAAAGACGAAAUAUAAUAGGUGAAAAACUUGAUAACUCAUCUUUACAUAUUGGAAAAUAUAUUGAUAUGUGGAUAAGUCACUUGAUAAGUCGUCGGUACGCAUAUUGACAUGUCGAUUAUUUCAAAAACUAAGAAAAAUUAUGCAAAUUACUGUACGUUAUUCGAAUCAUCGUAAAAAGUUUACCUUAGAUAAAGUAUAAGUUAUAAAUUUAACAAACAAAUGCAUUUUCCAGAGGAAGUCAAAGUUUAAAAUGGCCGCCCUGUAAAAUUGCUUUUUUCAACAUGUCAAAUUUUUCCCGUGUGGCACGGAAAUUAUAUGAACAAAUUUUUCAGAUUAACAUUUUGUUUGGUGUUUUCCAUGACUUUGUUAAUUUGUAAUAUCUUUAUUGCACUGAAAUUUACACAGUUACAAGAAAUAGUACAUAUUUAUAAAUCACUUGCAAUGGUGGACUUAUCCCAUGAAGGGAUCUCAUCCAAUUUUUGCUGGAAAUUUUCUUUUAUAAUGAAGAUAGCUUAAAUUAGUAUAACAGUGAAAGCUAUGGAGUAUGCAGUCACAUUUACUUGUCAAGAUGGUAAAUCAUCUUUUAAAAAUGAUUGUGGUCUUUGAAGUCCGUAAGAAAAAAAUGUUUUAAUUUGUCUAUAUUUCAACUUUUAUGUUAUUAACAUGUCAAAAAUAAAUCUUUGAUAUUGAUUUCUGA